Perkinsus marinus ATCC 50983 is the source of this 1464-nucleotide messenger RNA. RefSeq lists its product as hypothetical. NCBI's taxonomy places the organism in Eukaryota, Perkinsozoa, Perkinsida, Perkinsidae. The record is from RefSeq and is a predicted model, not a curated record. Bases 1 to 1464 code for a protein of 487 amino acids. The transcript is spliced from 11 exons.
AUGCGAUCGGCAGCGGCCAAGGAGAGUCUGAGGGAUUCGUCCAAGGCGUCGUUGUCACCGUCACGUAGCGCCACUAUCGCACCGGCGCUGUCUUCGUCAUCGGCCCUGACCCCCGACCAAGAGGCUGCAGUGCAGGAGGCGGUGAUGAAGCAGCUUAUGAACUACGGAGAGGGGAUGGUCUCCAAGGAACAUAGGGCGACGCUGGCAGAGUAUGCAGCGUGUGUAUUGCAGACGCAGACAACAGUGAGUGAGAUGGUCAGCGAGAUGGAGCAGUUCUUGCAGGAGAACGCGGAGGGUUUCGUCGAAUGGCUGAUAGCAUUCUGUGAGAAUCACGGGCUGCCUCAUCCCGAGAGGAAAGCUAAGAAAGUUACUCCGCGAGGUGGUGGUCUUUUCUCAAAGGCGUUGCGGGCAGCCACUGGCCAGCCGCCUGCGAGUUCGUCGGGUCUCGCGGUAACUAGCAACGAUGCAUCACCAUCUGGGGGAGCGGCAGGACGUCAACCUGGCUCUGGGACGAAGCGGGGCGCGGAGGAUAAGGGAGGUCCAGAUGGGGCCAAUAAGAUUGCUCGCCGAGAGAUGAGAGCCAUUGCGCGGCAAGCUGAUGCAGUGAACUCAAAGAGAGCCUCCACUCUUCUGGCGUCGCAGGAUGAGAACAGACAUCCUGUCCGGUUACUCGGACGCAAAGAGCUGAACCAGAGGGCGGUCGCAACGGUGAGGAAAUCGCUCGGUGAGGCUCCGACCGCCGGACAUUCGGGCGAUCGAAGUGCCUCCGAAGGCGCUCUCGGUCCACUCAUUCGGCCCGUCCCUCCCCCUGCCUAUCAGCCGCCUCUCGGACGAGCUUCUCGUGUACAACCUGAGGGCCUCCCACCCACAAGGCAACAGAAAGGAGGAGGGUACGUAGCCCAAGUUCGGGACGGGGUUGAAAUGGCCCCCCAUCAGCCGUCUCCGCCGCCUGUACCACCACCAACACAACCGCAGGCCCGUCAGGCUCCCUUCGCCGCGCCGCCCAUUACAACCCCACAACAUAGGGAGCAGCGUGGUCGGUCAGGGAACGAGGAUGGAUACAAGUGGCGAGCUAUUCGAGACGACGCUCUGGUCCGUGCUACUUGUGAGCCGGACUCAGCCCCUGUUGCAUCCAUCACCAAUGGAGAGAUUGUAGAACAAUGCGGUCAACGAAUAGUGCUUCAAAGCGGCAUCAUUCGCAUACAAAUUCGACAUCCGUCACAUCCAAGCUUCCCGGCGCCACUCGGUUGGGUUACUCUCACUGCGGAAUCAGCUGGUGGUGUGCGGUACUUCGAGAAGGGUCCGGAUAAGGUCCGAUAUAAUGACUCUCAGACGUCCGCUGUGUACGGUGGUAAGGGUGGCAAAGGGAAAGGAAAGGGCAAAGGCAAAGAUAUUACGCUGGCUCGUUUUCUCCAUCGUGGGCUGGCGGAUACUCUAGUGGGUAUCAUAAGCCGAGCUAUAUGA